Molecule: messenger RNA, 4123 nt
Organism: Tripterygium wilfordii
Lineage: Eukaryota; Viridiplantae; Streptophyta; Magnoliopsida; Celastrales; Celastraceae
Product: triacylglycerol lipase SDP1-like
Exons: 4
Coding region: 1025-3586 (853 amino acids)
Biological process (GO): lipid metabolic process
Molecular function (GO): triacylglycerol lipase activity
Source: RefSeq, a predicted model, not a curated record
CAAGUCGUUUUUUUUUUUUUUCUUGUUUUUCAGUGAUCAAAUUGUCUAUAAAUAGCCAAUUCAAACUUCCAACCAUCCCAUCUUUGUCUCCUAGCGAUCGUCUAAAGUCCAUUCCCUUAUCUUCCCUUUAUGACAACACAGCAUUAACACACUAUCCCAAUCCGAAGUAGUCUGACGCCGUCUACCUCUCUGCCUGAUCAGCUCUGCGUCACCAAUAUAUCUGUAUCUUUAUCUGUUCACAAAUCCCAAUGUCUCCCACAUAAUCGGUAUUCAGUAGUUAUAUUUAGUUUCAGUUGUCGUUGCUCUUAUCCAAUAUCCAUAUUGCAUCAUUACCCAUUAAACUUUUUCUAUUUUCUUGCUGAAAUGUCGAAAAUUCUUUGGAUCAUGGGUUGAGCAAAGAAACCCAAGUGGGGGGGUUCAUUUAUUUUUGUGGGUGUUUGGAGAUUUGAGGUGCUGCUUUGAGUUUUCCUUUUGUGGGUUCUCCUGGAAUUGUAAGACCCAAUCUGGGAUUUGACAGGCUGCGGGUUUUUUCUUUCCUUGAUUGGAGGAGAUUGGUUCUUGAGUUUUUUAGGGUUUUGCUGGGCAUUUGGGAGUCUGAUUUGGGGACUUUCUUGGCUGUUGACAUCGCUGGUGGCUGGGAACUUGUGGAUUUGAAGAUCUAGUUGUGUGAUUCUGGGAGUUUUUUGGGCCAAUUCAGAUCAAGAGUGAAGGAUCAAGAGAUUGCAUCCAAAAGCUUUCAUUUUUCUUCUUGGAGGAAGAAUCAAAUUGCUGAAUUGUUGAACAUAAUUGAUUGAAUCAUUUGCUCGGCUCGACUUGUGAGGUGCAAUCUUUUACAAUUCAUUUAUUUUUUCUUCGUAUGCGGUCUCUUUUUCUCCUCCACUAAAUAAUGAAACUUGGUUCCCCUGCAAUCAUCUAGCUCGUACUUUCAAAAUCAGUUCAAUUGUUUCUUUGUCAUCGUUCAGUGACGAAUUGUCCUUUAACUCCAAUAUUCCAUAUUAAGAAGCCAUUUUAUUUUGUACAAGAUAUGGAUAUAAGUAAUGAGGCCAGUGUUGAUCCAUUUUAUAUUGGCCCUUCAUCGAUUUUUGGUCGGACGGUUGCGUUUAGAAUUCUGUUCUGUAAGUCAAUGUUACAUUUUGAGCAUCAGAUUUUUAAGGUAGUGUUGAGGUAUAUAUAUAAAACUAGAGACCUUUUGUCACCGGUAUUAUCAUGGCUGCAUCCCAGGAAUCCACAAGGGAUUUUGGCAAUGGUGACGAUAAUUGCUUUUCUGUUGAAACGUUACACAAAUGUGAAACUGAAAGCAGAAAUGGCUUAUAAGAGGAAAUUUUGGGGAAAUAUGAUGAGGGCUGCCUUGACCUAUGAGGAAUGGGCUCACGCUGCUAAGAUGCUUGACAAGGAGACCACGAAGAUGAAUGAGUCAGACUAUUAUGAUGUAGAGCUUGUGAGAAAUAAGCUGCAAGAACUCCGCCACCGUCGCCAAGAGGGAUCUCUUAGAGAUAUAAUAUUUUGCAUGAGAGCUGAUCUUGUAAGAAAUCUUGGUAAUAUGUGCAACCCUGAGCUUCACAAGGGUAGGCUUCAUGUGCCCAGACUUAUAAAAGAGUAUAUUGAUGAAGUCUCUACUCAGCUAAGAAUGGUCUGUGACUCAGACUCAGAGGAGCUUGCACUGGAAGAGAAGCUUUCUUUUAUGCAUGAAACGAGACAUGCCUUUGGUAGGACGGCUUUGCUUUUGAGUGGGGGUGCUUCCCUUGGAGCUUUUCACAUAGGUGUUGUAAAAACAUUGGUGGAACAUAAACUGUUGCCUCGGAUAAUCGCUGGUUCCAGUGUCGGAUCCAUAAUAUGUUCGGUCCUGGCCACUAGAUCAUGGCCUGAACUUCAAAGUUUUUUCGAGGAUUCUUGGCAUUCAUUGCAGUUCUUUGAUCAGCUAGGUGGGAUAUUUGCGGUUGUGAAGAGGGUCAUGACACAAGGGGCUGUUCAUGAAAUUCGGCAGUUACAGUGGAUGUUAAGGCACCUCACCAGUAAUCUUACAUUUCAAGAAGCUUAUGACAUGACCGGUCGAAUUCUUGCCAUAACAGUAUGCUCUCCAAGGAGACAUGAGCCACCUAGAUGCCUUAACUACCUUACUUCCCCUCAUGUUGUUAUAUGGAGCGCAGUGACUGCUUCUUGUGCCUUUCCUGGACUUUUUGAAGCCCAGGAAUUAAUGGCAAAGGAUAGAAGUGGAGAAAUUGUUCCAUAUCAUCCACCGUUUAAGUUGGAUCCCGAGGAGGGCUCAGCCACAAUUCGUCGGUGGAGGGAUGGUAGCCUGGAGAUUGAUCUACCUAUGAUGCAAAUAAAGGAACUUUUCAAUGUUAAUCAUUUCAUUGUGAGCCAGGCGAACCCUCAUAUUGCUCCAUUUCUGAGGCUGAAGGAGCUUGUGAGAGCUUAUGGAGGUAAUUUUGCUGCUAAGUUUGCUCAGCUGGCCGAGAUGGAGGUAAAACAUAGAUGCCAUCAGAUUCUGGAACUUGGUUUCCCCUUAGGGGGACUUGCUAAGCUUUUUGCUCAAGAUUGGGAGGGUGACGUUACCGUUGUUAUGCCUGCCACAGUUGCUCAGUAUUUGAAAAUCAUCCAAAAUCCAUCUUAUUUGGAGCUUCAGAAGGCAGCCAACCAAGGUAGAAGGUGCUCAUGGGAGAAACUCUCAGCAAUAAAAGCCAACUGUGGCAUUGAACUUGCUCUCGAUGAGUGUGUUGCUAUUCUCAACCAUAUGCGUAGACUCAAAAGGAGUGCCGAGAGAGCUGCUGCAGCAUCCUAUGGCCUAGCUAGUACAGUGAAAUUCAGUGCUUCAAGACGAAUUCCUUCUUGGAACUGCAUUGCUCGGGAGAACUCAACUGGCUCCCUUGAAGAAGACCUCCUUACAGAUGUUGCUUCUUCAUUACAACAAGGAGUUGGUAGUUCAGCAGCAGGAGCUCCUUCAAGUAGAAAUCUUCGAACCCUGCGUAAUGUCCAUGAUGGAAGCGAUAGUGAACCUGAAAGUGUAGAAGUAAAUAAUUGGACAAGAUCAGGUGGACCCUUGAUGAGGACUACUUCUGCAAAUAAAUUUGUUGAUUUUGUCCAAAAUCUGGAUAUUGACAGUGAAUUGGCCAAGACUUUGAUGUCUCAUCCCAACUCUCCUGGUAGUCAGAUGGGCGGCAGGGAUUCAUAUAAUCAGAGCCCGCGGAUGACAUCACCGGGUAGAAUUUCAGAAAAUAUGUUUGAACAAAGAGAUUUUAGUGGUAGAGGACCUGGAAAUGGUUCUAGCAUUUUGGUUACUGAAGGUGAUCUUUUGCAGCCGGAAAGGAUCAGUAACGGAUUUGUGUUUAAUAUUGUGAAAAAGGAGGACCUUGCAAUGUCAACUAGGGGUCACGAUAUGGAAACUUGCAGCAAUGAUGUUGCUGAAUGUGUGCAGCUCGAGUGUCCAGAAAAGGAUAUGGAUGCUAGCUCCUCGUCUGAAUUCGAGGAUGAAGAUGUCACCUCAGCAAACUUCAUUCAUGGAGCUGCAUCCUGUGGUAAUUGCAUGGAUCAUUCCGGAGAAGAAGAUACUAAUGAUCAAGGAGUCGUGGAGGAUGGUCACGCUUGAGGGCCAUUUAGCUUCAACAUGUGAUUUAUAGGUGCGAGCUGGCAGAGUUGAGACGUGGCCCUUUCCAGAUCUGUGCUUCAAACAAGCUUAUCUCUGAGGUGUCAGACACGAGUUGCUCACGCUGAGACCAAAGGCAGGUCACUGCCUUACCCGAUCCUGAUAUCGUGCACUGUGAACUAACUUUUCCUGACUGGGCCAAGCUCUGAAUUUCCUUCUUAUUUUUGAAUAUGAGAGGCUAGUUCACCUCCCCGCUCACUCUAGAUGGUUGUGCAUGUAAAUAAAAGUGAUAUUUUCGAUUAAGGAAUUCUUUGGUUUGCUUUCAUUACAUCGAAUCGAUAUCUCUGGAGGUAGAUGAUUUUUCUAAGUUCUUUCAUUCUACUCCCUUCAUAAUGCAGUGAAGACAAGAGUAUAUCAAUGUUUCUUGCAGAAAUGGCAAGCCUGGUAUGUUUGUUUAUCCUGGUUUUCUUGAUGUAUUAGAACUAUAUGAAUGUGGAGAUCGAUAGCUGAUGAAUUCUAUAAGAGAUUCUGCUUACUUGC